Molecule: messenger RNA, 2783 nt
Organism: Castor canadensis (American beaver)
Lineage: Eukaryota; Metazoa; Chordata; Mammalia; Rodentia; Castoridae
Gene: Fkbp10
Product: FKBP prolyl isomerase 10
Cellular component (GO): endoplasmic reticulum
Molecular function (GO): peptidyl-prolyl cis-trans isomerase activity; calcium ion binding
Source: RefSeq, a predicted model, not a curated record
CUGGGCACCAUGUUCCCCGCAGUGUCUCACACCCUGCGCCGGCUCCCCUUGCUGCAUUGGCUGCUGCUACUGCUUCAAGCUUUGGAGAGGGGGCUGGGCCGUGCCAGCCCGGCUGGGGCCCCCCUGGAAGAUGUGGUAAUCGAGAGGUACCACAUCCCCACCUGUCCACGCGAAGUGCAGAUGGGGGAUUUUGUUCGCUACCACUACAAUGGCACGUUCGAGGACGGGAAGAAGUUUGACUCCAGCUAUGACCGCAGCACCUUGGCGGCCAUCGUGGUGGGUGUGGGUCGCCUCAUCACUGGCAUGGACCGAGGCCUCAUGGGCAUGUGUGUCAACGAGCGACGACGCCUCAUUGUGCCUCCCCACCUGGGCUAUGGCAGCAUCGGUGUGGCGGGGCUCAUUCCCCCAGAUGCCACCCUGUACUUUGACGUGGUCCUGCUGGAUGUGUGGAACAAGGCAGACACGGUGCAGGUGAGCAUCCUGCUGCGUCCACCCCACUGUCUCCGCAUGGUGCAGGACAGCGACUUUGUCCGCUACCACUACAAUGGCACCUUGCUGGAUGGCACGGCCUUUGACAGCAGCUACAGUAGGGAUGGCACUUACGACACCUACGUUGGCUCUGGUUGGCUGAUUAAGGGCAUGGACCAGGGGCUUCUAGGCAUGUGUCCUGGAGAGAGAAGGAAGAUCAUCAUCCCUCCUUUCCUGGCCUAUGGCGAGAAAGGAUAUGGGACUGUGAUCCCCUCGCAGGCUUCCCUGGUCUUCCAUGUCCUACUGAUUGAUGUCCACAACCCGAAGGACACUGUCCAGGUAGAGACGCUGGAGCUACCCCUAGGCUGUGUCCGGAAAGCCGCAGCUGGGGACUUCAUGCGUUACCACUACAACGGCUCCUUGAUGGACGGCACCCUCUUUGAUUCCAGCUACUCACGCAACCACACCUACAAUACCUAUGUCGGGCAGGGCUACAUCAUCCCCGGAAUGGACCAGGGGCUGCAGGGCGCGUGCAUAGGAGAGCACCGGAGGAUCACUGUCCCCCCACACCUAGGCUAUGGGGAGAACGGAACUGGAGACAAGAUCCCUGGCUCUGCGGUGCUCAUCUUCAACGUACACAUCAUUGACUUCCACAACCCUGCGGAUCCAGUGCAAAUUGAGACGCUGUCCCGGCCCCCUGAGACCUGCAAUGAGACCACCAAACCUGGGGACUUCAUUCGCUACCACUACAACUGCUCUCUGCUGGAUGGCACCAAGCUCUUCUCCUCCCAUGACUAUGGGGACCCCCAAGAGGCCACCCUGGGAGCCAACAAAGUGAUCGAAGGCCUGGACACAGGCCUGCAGGGGAUGUGUGUGGGAGAGAGGCGGCAACUCAUCGUGCCCCCACACCUAGCGCAUGGGGAGAGCGGAGCCCGGGGUGUCCCUGGCAGUGCUGUGCUGCUGUUUGAGGUGGAACUGGUAUCCCGGGAGGACGGACUGCCCACAGGCUAUCUGUUUGUGUGGCACCAGGACCCUCCCACAAAUCUAUUUGAAGACAUGGACCUCAACAAGAAUGGAGAGGUUCCCUUAGAAGAGUUCUCCUCCUUCCUCAAGGCUCAAGUGAAUGAGGGCAAAGGACGCCUCUUGCCUGGGCAGGACCCCGAGAAAAUCAUAGGGGACAUGUUCAAGAACCAGGACCGCAACCAGGAUGGCAAGAUCACAGCCGAGGAGCUCAAGCUGAAAUCUGAUGAAGACCAGGAACGGGUCCAUGAGGAGCUCUGAGGGCAGGGAGCCUGGGCCUGGCCUCAGAUACUAAGGCCCUCUGCUAGGGGGCACAGUGGCAGUGGAACUAGCCUGCCCCAAGUCCCUAGCCUUCUGCUGGGAUAACUCUGGGAGCCAUGGGGACAAUGUCAGGGGAGACUGCCCGGCCUUCCCACCAGCCCUGGAUUACAGUCCGCAGAGCAGGCCUCUUUGCCACUUUUCUCUUCCAACUCCAAAUCCUUAAGAUACUUGGAGCUACAAAGCCAAUUGGGGGGCAGUGGUGGUGAUAUCUGGGAUUGGCUAGAACCAUUGCUGGAACCACAUCCGCACCUCCCAUUCACAUCACUAAAUUCCUAGCAAGGCCGAGAUCCUCAUUUCCUGAUUUCCACAAACUGCCCUGUUUGUAAUGUCCCUCACCAUCCCUGCCCCAAAACCCCAUUCCAUGGUCAUGGCAGCUCCCUGGGACAUGAAUCAGACCUGGGAGGUCUUACAACCUCCUUCCUCAGCUCUGCUUGGCUCCUAGGGAAGGGAUGGCCCCAGGAGGGCAACCCUGCCACACCAGUCAGCUGGCCCUUCUCACUCCUCACCCAGGCACUGGAGGUCAGGGCUGGGCUCUGCAUAGCCUUUCAUCCUUAAAGAAGGUUCCUUUCUUUAAGGAACCACAGAAGAAAAGCUGUGUGAGGAAACCUGCUUAGAUGGGCUUUAGGGCUAUGAAAAUAUUGGCAUUUGGUGUUAAUUUGGAGCUGAAGGGUGGGUGGCAGGGAGGUGGGCAGACCUCUGGACACUCAAAAAGCUAAACUGGUGUUUGAUCCCUUUCUCCUUUGUGUCAAUAAAAGGUUAAACCACAGGCCUCAGGAGGUAGUCUUUAAGCAGCCAGGGUCUGUGUGGCAAGGACUUCUUUUUUUUUUUGGAGACAGGGUAUCACUAUGUAGUUCAGACGGGCUUUGAACACACUAUGUAAUUGUGUUCCGACUAGCCUUGAACUUGAAAUCCUGUCUCCACCUCCCAGGUGCUGGGAUUACAGGUGUGAAACACCACACCCAGCAUGGCUAGUU